Messenger RNA from Morus notabilis, 1168 nucleotides. Its product is annotated as zinc finger protein ZAT10. The record is from RefSeq and is a predicted model, not a curated record. The transcript has a single exon. Gene Ontology annotation, molecular function: DNA-binding transcription factor activity. NCBI's taxonomy places the organism in Eukaryota, Viridiplantae, Streptophyta, Magnoliopsida, Rosales, Moraceae. Bases 203 to 967 code for a protein of 254 amino acids.
UCACUUUCCCACCACUCGACACGCAACUUCCGCUUCCUCCCCCUUAUAUACAAACCAAGCCAACGCCUUCUCUCGACUCAACUCACAUUCUUCACACUCCAGCCAAACACCACACCCAAAACCUCUCUUUUAAGAGCUUCUCUCUUUUUCCUUACUUGGAUUAGCAAAGCAUAUUCCUCUCUUUAUUUCAUUUCACUCUGCGAUGGCUCUAGAAGCUCUGAACUCUCCGACCGCAGCGGCGCCUUCGUUCCGCUUCGAGGACGCCGCCAGCCUCCAGUACCUCGACCAGCCGUGGGCGAAGCGGAAGCGCUCCAAGCGUCCACGCCUCGACAACGCGCCCACAGAGGAAGAGUACCUCGCUCUCUGCCUCAUCAUGCUCGCUCGGGGCGGCGCAAACCGCCGUCAAAAGCCGGUUCUUUCCACUCCUCCACUGGCGGAGGAAUCGGCCGCAAAGCUGAGCUACAAGUGCUCUGUCUGCAACAAAGCCUUCUCCUCUUACCAGGCUCUCGGCGGACACAAGGCCAGCCAUAGAAAAGGCAGCGGUGGCGGCGAGGAUCAGUCCACGUCGUCCACCACGACGACAUCCGCCGCCACCGCCGCCGCCGGCGCAGUCUCCAACGGUACUGGUAAGUCUCACGCGUGCUCCAUCUGCCACAAGACUUUUCCUACCGGCCAGGCUCUCGGUGGACACAAGAGGUGUCACUACGAUGGUGGUAACGCCACCAACACCACCGUCUCUGCCUCCGUCGCCGCCGCAAACAGCGCUGUGACGUCCUCCGAAGGCGUGGGCUCUACUACUCACACCGCCUUCAGCCAUAGCCACCGCGACUUCGACCUUAACCUCCCUGCCUUACCAGAGUUCUCACGCAAUUUCUUCAUCUCCGGCGACGACGAGGUCGAGAGUCCCCAUCCGUUGAAGAAGCGAGCCUUGAUGCCUCUGAAGAUCCAAAUCUCCCAACACCAUUAAAAUUAGCAUUUAUUUUCCCCUUCCCUCUUUCGUCCUUGGUUUCAUUUUAGUCUUAGGAAAAUUCAAUUUUCUGAAUUUUUUUUUCUUUACUAGUUGUGGUUAACACAAUUUUUUUCUGUACAUACAAGUUGAAGAACUCUCUUGUUAGCUUCUCAGUUGUGUUAUUAUUAGAAAUUCAAUUAAUUUAAUUUUUUUUUAAUU